Molecule: messenger RNA, 2819 nt
Organism: Triplophysa dalaica
Lineage: Eukaryota; Metazoa; Chordata; Actinopteri; Cypriniformes; Nemacheilidae
Gene: stambpl1
Product: STAM binding protein-like 1
Exons: 11
Coding region: 495-1757 (420 amino acids)
Biological process (GO): protein K63-linked deubiquitination
Cellular component (GO): membrane; endosome
Molecular function (GO): protein binding; metal-dependent deubiquitinase activity; K63-linked deubiquitinase activity
Source: RefSeq, a predicted model, not a curated record
UAGCGUGAGCCAGACGGUUUUUUAUGGAUCCUAUUACUCAGCUGAGCUAACUAGGAAGGCAUCAGAGAUGCCGUCUAGAUAGGCCGCUUAUAAGGUUUCCAAACACAGCCGCUGAAAGCAGCGCUUACAACCGCUUACAGCAGCAUUCAUCUGCUCCGGGCAAACCAUCUGACAUCGCAGGUUAUUCGCUCUGAAAAACAGCAAAUCAGCCAUUUUAGCCCCAUGCGUGUUUCUAUGCAAAACGAACAAAGCCUUCAUGUGGAACAAAAGCAAAAGGCAGAUAGUUUUAGACAAUAAUAAAAAUCCUGCUCUUUUAUUUCCGCGAGUUGUCUGUCUUCGCGCUGAAUUCUAGCAUGUGCCACAUGUGACGGUAAUAGGAAUGUGGAGCAUGGGAUCACAACAACCCAUCACCAACAGCUUGGAAUCAUCUUGGGAGAUGAAAGAUGGAUGCUUAAGGAGGAUCGGAGCCUGCCAGAUUACAUCAUAAACUCACCAUGGACCAGGGCUUCAGUUUCAGCACACUGAAGAAGCUAGCGGCUGAGCCGGACCACACCGAUGUCACUCUUCCGGCGGUCGAGCGAGUUCGGGCCCUCAGCAAGAUGGGCUAUAAUAUUGAAAUAAAUGAAGACAUCACACCACGGCGCUACUUCCGGUCGGGUGUGGAGAUGGAGCGGAUGGCAGCUGUUUAUCUGGAGGAGGGUAGUCUGGAGAACGCCUUUGUCCUCUACAACAAGUUCAUCACUUUAUUUGUUGAGAAGCUCCCCUGUCACAGGGACUAUCAGCAGUGCAAUGUACCUGAAAAGCAAGUGAUAAUGAAGAAAUUACAGGAAGUGGCUUUUCCACGCAAGGAUCAAUUGAAGAGACUUCUCCAUGAGAAAUACAACAAAGAACAUAGUGAAUUUCUGAAAAGUCAGAGCCAAGCCAAGGCAGCUGAGAUGUGUGGAGAUCGGCUUCAGAAGAUGUCUCUGUUGGAGGAGGAGAGGCAGCGCGUGGCGCAUCUCAGGAAGAUGCAAAUCGAGUCCGAGCAGUUCCGCUAUUUUGAGGACCAGUUGCGUAGACAAGAGGUGGCCGUUCACAAAGAGGAAGCUGUCCCCAAAGUGCCUGAACAAACAGAUGGGUCCUGCUUAUCCCAGACCCCGAAAAACCAUGUGCGCCUUGACCCCAAUCGUAAUAAACCAGCGCUCCCUAUCCCUAAACCGGCAGCCACUUUAGCUGCUGUUCAAAAUCAGCGUGUGGACGGCUUGCGGCAGGUUGUCAUCCCACGAGACCUGACAUACAGGUUUCUUCUGCUGGCUGACAGUAACACUGCCAGAGGGGUUGAGACGUGUGGCGUUCUCUGUGGAAAGCUGACGCACAAUGAAUUCAUGCUCACCCAUGUGAUUGUCCCCAAACAAUCCGCUGGUCCAGACUACUGUGAUAUGGAGAAUGUGGAAGAGCUCUUCAGUUACCAGGACCAUCAUAACCUCCUGACCUUGGGCUGGAUUCAUACACACCCGACACAGACGGCCUUUCUCUCCAGCGUGGACCUUCAUACUCACAGCUCCUAUCAGCUCAUGCUACCGGAGGCCAUUGCUAUUGUUUGCUCACCUAAACACAAUGACACAGGGGUCUUCCGACUCACCAGUGCCGGAAUGGGAGAAGUGGGCGGUUGCCGGUUGAAAGGCUUUCAUCCCCACUCUAAAGAUCCACCUCUGUUCACUAUUUGCAAGCAUAUUGUGGUGAAGGACUUGAAAACGACAGUGCUGGACCUCAGGUGACAGGAGAAGCGGAUACUUUAGAAAACCAUUGAGAAGAUCUGUUUACUUGAAGGCUUUUAUGUAUUUAUUUAUUUGACAAAAAAGUAUUGUGAAAUGGAAUUACAAACUCUUUGAAUUUGCAAUUUUACAAUUUCCAAUUGUUUUUUGUGGGUUUUUUAGAUAAAUGUAAGCUUUUUGUUUGUGGCCAGGUGUUUUUUAAAGCAUUUUAUGUCUCUUCUGAUCUGAUGGCUUUUUCGCUUCGUUGUCCUCAAGGUGGCGUCAUUUAGCAAGACGUACUGCGAGGCUACUGACAUGUGAAUUGUUUUUCUGGACUUUUUAAGGAAUUUGUGUGGGUGUUUGAGAGUGAUUUGCCUUGAAUAUCCAUUGAUAUCACAUGCAGUUCUCACCUUAAUAUAAUAUACUCUGAAAAGUUAUAUUUUCUUUUUAAAUAAACAGAAUUGCUUUUGUUGUUUUAUUCCAGGAAACAUAGAAUUACUUAUUAUUUCUUGACCUUACUAUUAUGACAUACAUUUUUAUUAUUUUUUUAUGGUUAAUGAAGUAUUAUGCUGAAGUAAUUCUGAUCACAAUGUGGUUUUCAGGUCACUCAAUACUUGGUAAAAAGACUUUUGUUUUUCCUAACAAAAAUGAGGCAAUAUACUUGUACUGGUUAUUGGACAGAUUUUCUUUGCCGACUCAAGCCUGCUUUGUAGUGUAUUAAUACACACUGAAGUUUUGCUAAAAAAUUAUCAAUAGAGUCAAACAAAGCUUUGCUGUAAUCUCAGGGUAACAUUCCCUUAUUUUUAAAGCGGACAUAAAUUUUUGUCUUUGAUCUUAUAUAUUCAUUUGAGAAAGUUAUUUUUCAAAACAGCAGAAAAUAUACCUUUACACGUGGAGAGCUACAGUUCAGACAGUCUGUUUAAUUUGUGCGUCUCUUGUACAAUUUGGAUGGGAUUUUCAUCGGAUUGUGGCUGUGCCAGUGGUUUCACUGAAAUGUGCAUUGCUGUUGUGGCUCUUUGUGCACAGGCUUAUGUGUCUGGACAAGCAUCAUCUCGGCACAUUUGUUAAUAAAAGCAAACUUUAACU